Messenger RNA from Cylicocyclus nassatus, 231 nucleotides. NCBI's taxonomy places the organism in Eukaryota, Metazoa, Nematoda, Chromadorea, Rhabditida, Strongylidae. The record is from the annotation of a GenBank genome assembly.
AUGAGCCUCCUUGCCGCAACAAACAUUCAGUGGAUCCUCACAUGGCUGCGCAUUUCUCCCGCGCUGCGAUCGCGAAAGUUUCUAUCGACCCGAAAAUGUCAUAAGGGCUACUGCUGGUAUGUGGAUAGAUACGGUCGUGAGUUCGAUCGCUCUCGUACACAAGGAGAACUCCCAGACUGCGGACAGUACUCCAAUAAGCUCGACCAGGACGGCAAGACCGGACCGACCUAG